Molecule: messenger RNA, 4527 nt
Organism: Puma concolor (puma)
Lineage: Eukaryota; Metazoa; Chordata; Mammalia; Carnivora; Felidae
Source: RefSeq, a predicted model, not a curated record
AUGGGUUUUGUGAGCGAGCCAUGCGGUUUGGUUCGCUUCUCUGGCGCUCCAUGGGGCCUCCUUCCCGGGGCAGGAGGCACUGAAGCGUGCCCUCCCAUGGGGCGUUUUUCCGUUGUAGCUCCCAGGCUUCCCUCCGCAUGGGGGCUUCCUGAGGGUCUCACGGGCCCCCACAUCUUGGGCAGCAGGACUUUGUUCCUCUCCCAUCCAGGCCAGGGAGACCAGGGCCCCCAGUCCCCUUCACACUCUCUCUCCCCCACCCCCCCACAGACCCUGGAGAGCAGCGUCCUGAGGGCAGGCCGGGAGAAGGGCCUGAGCGAGCAGGACCCUGCCCAGGACUCUCAACUCGCCUGCCUACCUGCCCGCAUCAGGGAGAUCAUCACCCGCAACCUCUCCCAGCCUGAGAACCAAGCCCCGCUGCCGGCCGCGGAGAUGGCAUCAGUGCUGUCGCUGCAGGAGGAAAACCAGCUGCUGCAGCAGGAACUGUCCCGCGUGGAGGACCUGCUGGCCCAGAGCCGGGCGGAGCGUGACGAGCUGGCCAUCAAGUACAACGCGGUCAGCGAGAGGCUGGAGCAGGCUGUGCGGCUGGAGUCUGGGGAGCCAGAAACGCAGGAGCCCACGGGGCUGGUCCGGCAGAGCGUGGAGCUGCGGAGGCAGCUGCAGGAGGAGCAGGCCUCCUACCGGCGCAAGCUGCAGGCCUACCAGGAAGGCCAGCAGCGGCAGGCCCAGCUUGUGCAGCGGCUGCAGGCCAAGACCCUGCAGUACAAGAAGAAGUGCUCGGAGCUGGAGCAACAGCUUCUAGAGAGAUCUACAGAGCUGGAGCGGCAGCGGCUGAGGGACACAGAGCACAGCCAUGACCUGGAGAGCGCCCUCAUCCGCCUAGAGGAGGAGCAGCAGAGGAGUUCCAGCCUGGCCCAGGUGAACUCCAUGCUCCGAGAGCAGCUGGACCAGGCGAACUCGGCCAACCAGGCUCUGAGUGAGGACAUCCGCAAGGUGACUUCUGACUGGACACGCAGCCGUAAGGAGCUGGAGCAGCGGGAGGCGGCGUGGAGGCGUGAGGAGGAGUCCUUCAACACCUACAUCAGCAACGAGCACAGCCGCCUGCUCCUCCUCUGGAGGCAGGUUGUGGGGCUCCGUCGGCUGGUCAGCGAGGUGAAGAUGUCCACCGAGAGGGACCUGCUGCAGCUGGGAGGGGAGCUGGCCCGGACCUCAAGGGCCAUCCAGGAGGCGGACCUGGGGCUGAGCGCAGGCCUGCGGCUGGCCGAGAGCCGGGCAGAGGCGGCCCUGGAGAAGCAGACACUGCUACAGGCCCAGCUGGAGGAGCAGCUGCGGGACAAGGUGCUCCAGGAGAAGGACCUGGCCCAGCUGCAGGUGCAGAGCAACCUGGACAAGGCCAACCUCAGUGCCAGGUGCGUGCCUGGGAGGCACCACGACAUGCGUGGGCGCUAUGAGGCCAGCCAGGACCUCCUGGGCACCCUGCGGAAGCAGCUUAGUGACAGCGAGGGUGAGCGCCGCAGCCUAGAGGAACAGCUGCAGCGUCUACGGGACAAGACCAACGGGGCCACCCAGGCUCAUGAGGAUGCCCAGCGUGAGGCCCAGCGUCUGCGGGGCACCAUUGACCUUCUGAACAGGGAGAAGGACAGCCUGGCCCACAGCCUGCAGGCGGCCCAGCAGCAGGCCGAGGAGCUACGGCAGGAGCGAGAGAAGCUGCAGGCGGCUCAGGAGGAGCUGCGGCGCCAGCGGGACCGGCUGGAGGAAGAGCGGGAGGACACGGCGCGGGACAGCGAGCGGACUCGCAGGGAGCUCGAGCGCAGCCACAGACAGCUAGAGCAGCUGGAAAUGAAACGCUCAGGGCUGGCGAAGGAGCUGGUGGAGGUGAGGGAGGCGCUGAGCUGUGCCACGCUGCAGAGGGACAUGCUACAGGCUGAGAAGGCCGAGGUGGCUGAAGCGCUGACCAAGAUGCGUCUGGGGCAGUGCUGUUCAGGCCAUCCCAUCCCACCUCUGGACACAGGUCCUGGGGUCUGGGAGCUGGUGGGCCUACGGCAACAGAUGACAACUACAGAGGAGAAGGUGGCUCUGGACAAGGAGCUGAUGGCCCAGAAGCUGGUGCAGGCUGAGCGGGAGGCCCAGGCCUCUCUGCGGGAGCAGCGGGCCGCCCAUGAGGAGGACUUGCAACGACUCCAGCGAGAGAAGGAGGCAGCGUGGCGGGAGCUGGAGGCCGAGCGGGCCCAGCUGCAGGGUCAGAUGCACCGGGAGCGAGAGGAGCUGUUGGCACGGCUGGAGGCAGAGAAGGAAGAGCUGAGCGAGGAGAUCGCCGCCCUGCAGCAGGAGCGUGACGAGGGCCUCCUCCUGGCCGAGAGCGAGAAGCAGCAGGCCCUGUCCCUGAAGGAAUCCGAGAAGACGGCGCUGUCGGAGAAGCUGAUGGGUACACAGCACAGCCUGGCCGCCGUCUCCCUGGAUUUGGAGCGGCACAAGAGAGACGCCCAGAGCCGGCAGGAGCAGGACCGGAGCACUGUGAACGCACUGACGUCCGAGCUGCGGGACCUACGGGCCCAGCUUGAGGAGGCUGCUGCAGCCCACGCCCAGGAGGCCAAGAGGCUGCAAGAACAGGCCCGAAACCUGGACAGGCAGCGGGAGUCCUCCAUGCGCGAGGCAGAGGAGCUUCGGACUCAGCUGCGCCUGCUGGAGGACGCCCGUGACGGGUUGCGGCGGGAGCUGCUGGAGGCCCACUUGAAGCUUGCCAACGAGGACAGGGAGCAGAAGCUGGUGCUCCUCACGGAGGCACGGGUGGCCGCGGGCAGGGAGGCCGAGGAGCUGCGGGCCGGACUGCAGGAGGUGGAGCGCUCGCGGCUGGAGGCCCGCCGGGAACUGCAGGAGCUCCGGCGGCAGAUGAAGGUGCUGGACGGUGAGAACACCAGGCUGGGCCGGGAGCUGGUGGAGCUGCAGGGCCGCCUGGCCCUGGGCGAGCGGGCAGAAAAGGAGGGCCGGCGGGAGGCCCUGGGCCUCCGACAGAAGCUGCUGAAGGGCGAGGCCAGCCUGGAGGCCAUUCGGCAGGAGCUCCAGGGAGCCCAGAGGAAGCUGCAGGAACAAGAGGGCGAGUUCAGGGCCCGCGAGCGAGGCCUGCUGGCCUCCCUGGAGGAGGCACGCGGCGCCGAGAAGCUGCAGCUGGACCACGCCCGCAGCUUGGAGCUGAAGCUGGAGGCGGUGCGGGCCGAAGCCGUGGAGCUGGGGCUGCGGCUGAGCGCGGCCGAGGGCCGGGCGCAAGGGCUGGAGGCCGAGCUGGCCCGCGUGGAGGCGCAGCGGCGCGCAGCCGAGACCCAGCUGGGCGGCCUGCGCUCAGAGAAGAUCAGCAAGAUGAAGGCCAAUGAGGUGAAGCUGGAGAGUGACAAGCGGCGUCUGAAGGAGGUGUUGGAUGCCUCUGAGAGCCGCACCAUCAAGCUUGAGCUGCAGCGGCGCUCACUCGAGGGGGAACUGCAGCGCAGCCGCCUGGGCCUCAGUGACCGUGAGGCCCAGGCCCAGGCCCUCCAGGAUCGGGUGGACUCCCUGCAGAGACAGGUGGCAGACAGUGAGGUGAAGGCGGGGACUCUGCAGCUGACAGUGGAGCGGCUGAACGGGGCCCUGGCCAAGAUGGAAGAGAGCGAGGGAGCCUUGCGGGACAAGGCGCAGGGCCUGUCAGAAGCACUGGCCCAGAGUAGCGCCAACCUUACCAGCACCCAGGACAAGAAUCUGCACCUGCAGAAGGCCCUGACCGCUUGUGAACAUGACCGCCAAGUUCUCCAAGAACGGCUGGAGGCCGCUCGGCAGGCGUUAUCGGAGGCCCGGAAGCAGAGCAGCUCCCUGAGUGAGCAGGUGCAGACAAUGCGAGGCGAGCUGGCGGACCUGGAGGUGCAGCGGGCAGAGGCAGAGGGCCAGCUGCAACAGCUUCAGGAGGUGCUGCGGCAGCGACAGGAGGGGGAGGCAGUGGCCCUGAACGCGGUCCAGAAGCUGCAGGAGGAGCGGCGGCUGCUCCAGGAGCGCCUGGACGGCCUGCAGCGAGCCCUCGCUCAGCUGGAGGCCGAGAAGCGGGAGGUGGAGCGGUCAGCGCUGCGGCUGGAGAAGGACCGGGUGGCCCUCAAGAGGAUGCUGGACAAGGUGGAGCGCGAGAAGCUUCGCAGCCAUGAGGACACGGUGCGGCUGAGCGCCGAGAAGGGCCGCCUGGACCGCACGCUCACGGGGGCUGAGCUGGAGCUGGCUGAGGCCCAGAGGCAGAUCCAGCUGCUGGAGGCCCAGGUGGUGGCACUGGAGCAGGACCAGAGCCCAGCCCGGCUGGAGGCCGCGGAGCAGCAGCAGCGGGAGGUAGAGCGGGAGGUGGAGCGCCUGCGCAGUGCCCAGGUGCAGACAGAGCGCACCCUGGAGGCUCGGGAGCGGGCCCACCGGCAGCGCGUGCGCGGUUUGGAAGAGCAGGUGUCCACACUGAAGGGACAGUUGCAGCAGGAGCUCCGGAGGAGCUCAGCAUCCUUCCCCCAAACCUCCGGCCCCCCAGGGGAAUGA